AUGACAAUCCGGACAUACCUCAACCAAAAACCCUGGAUGCACAGGGAUAUCCGUACCAUGCUGAGUGCCCGUACUGCAGCAUUCAAUGCCAGCAUAACGAACCCCGAUGACUCGGUGGCGUGCGACGCAUACAAGCUGGCGGGCGUCUUCUCGGAUAUCUUCAACCUGUCCCUGUCCCAGGCUGUAGUCCACACUUGCUUCAAUGAGACCAUCAUCGUCACAGUGCCCAAGAAAAACAAGAGCUUUGUGGCCAUGUACGAUGGGGCGAGGGUGCCUUCACCCCAGGACAGUGUCAACGGUGUGCCCCCUGCUGCCGUGAACCUGGCAGAAACAGAUGCGGGGUCAGGCGGGUCAGCGUCAGUGCCCACCCCGGCCGUGCAGCCCAAGUCAGAAGAAGAGGAGGGGCCUGAGGUGGAAGAGGAGGAGCCCAGACCAGAGCCUGUCCUGGUGAAGAAGGCCCAUAGGGAGAUCCUAGACCACGAAAGGAAGAGGAGGGUGGAGCUGAAGUGCAUGGAGCUGCAGGAGAUGAUGGAGGAACAAGGGUACUCUGAGGAGGAGAUCAGGCAGAAGGUCGGCACCUUCAGACAGAUGCUGAUGGAGAAAGAGGGUGUAAUCACCAGAGAGGGAACACACACACGCCCACCGAUCAAACACAUAGUCCAUGGAGAGCAUGGUGAGGAGCAGACCGACCCAGCCCUGGCUGAAGGUUACCAGGAGGACGCAGACAGGCACGGAGACUACUACGAUAAAGACGGUUAUAGGUUCGACAGCUCCUCUCCCUCCCGCAGAGAGAAGAAGAAGAAAAGUGGAAAGAAACACAAGCGAGACAGGUCCCCAGUAGAGUCCCCCAGUAGGAGGUCUCAACGUAGAGGCAGCUGCUGUAGCUCCCGAAGUGCAUCACACUCCUCCACAGGCCACAGCCCCUCCAAGUCCCCUGGCAGGCCCAACUCCAAGCACAAGACAGACGGACACAAGGCCUGUGUGAGCCCGUCCCCGUCUCCCGGUCCUGGCGGUCCUGUCACGUGGCACAACGGGCACCACCACCAAGACCACGCCCGCAACGGCAAAGCUGGCAGACUCAACCACAACCACGUGGCCGAGGGCAACAAAGGGCAAGAUAAGCUGAGAAUGCUGACUGCUGCUACUCCGGGAGACCAGUCGACCAUGAUGCUGCCUCAGCUGAGAGGAGGAGAGCACAAGACCCACAAUGCCCUUUACACGACCCCAGGAGGAGGUUCUGCAAUCCAGGCUGGACAGGCUGGAGAGGCCCUACAUGGAGAGGAAAGGCAGACGAUAGGGUCGUCGGGCAGACGGGGAGGUCACAGAGGUCACAGAGCUCAUGGGAAGAGCUCCCAUUCGCCAGCUCACAGCAGUGACUCCGCCCACUCUCAACGUAACCUGCAUCCUCACAGAGGAAAAAGCUCUCACCGGAAGAAGACUAAAGGGGGCCACUCGUCCAAGCGGCACCACCAUGGGGUUCGGGGACAGGCCCAUCACCAGAGCCAGUCUGGCUCCCCGGGGCGGCACCGCCACACAUCUGGGUCAGGCAGGAAGAAGAGUGAGUCUCGGGGGCGCGGUGGCAUGGGGGUCCGACAGCGUAGCAGCUCCUGGAGCUCCGGACGCUCUUCAUCACGCUCCGGCUCCAGAGAGAGAGGCCCCAGCAAAGCCAAGUCCCCCCACCCCCAUGCCAGACAGAACAACUCCAGGGAGAGAGACAGCCCUCACCACUCUGAUGCUGACCGUGCUCGCCGUCGCUCCAGGAGCUAUUCUCCCAUCAGGAAGAGGAGACGAGACUCUCCCAGCUUCAUGGAGGCUCGUAGGAUCACCAGCGCUCGGAAGCGGCCUAUCCCGUACUACCGUCCAAGCCCCUCCUCCUCCAGCUCCAUGUCUAGCCCCUCCCACUCGGAGAGGAGUCGCAGCCAUGACAGCUACAGCAGCUAUAGCCGCAGUCACAGCCGCACCAGGAGCCACAGCCGCUCCCGCAGCCGCAACCACAGCUACUACAGCCGCAGCAGUUACGAGAGCCCCGGCUUCUGA
Molecule: messenger RNA, 2037 nt
Organism: Salvelinus namaycush (lake trout)
Lineage: Eukaryota; Metazoa; Chordata; Actinopteri; Salmoniformes; Salmonidae
Gene: srrm3
Product: serine/arginine repetitive matrix 3
Exons: 12
Coding region: 1-2037 (678 amino acids)
Molecular function (GO): mRNA binding
Source: RefSeq, a predicted model, not a curated record